This is a messenger RNA of Tremella mesenterica DSM 1558, 858 nucleotides long. RefSeq lists its product as uncharacterized. The record is from RefSeq and is a predicted model, not a curated record. The transcript is spliced from 3 exons. The coding region runs from base 1 to 858 and encodes 285 amino acids. NCBI's taxonomy places the organism in Eukaryota, Fungi, Basidiomycota, Tremellomycetes, Tremellales, Tremellaceae.
AUGUUGACCCUUCAAUUCCGCCGUCUUCAUAAGAACGAAUCUGAUAGUCAAAACCAAGCAAAAUCUCAUUAUCAGCAGCCCGGCUCAGAGACCCAGGGUGAUGCAUCUCCUUCCUCAGAUCCCCCUUCCUACUCCACACAAUCUGCAACAGAGGACACCUCCCAAAUCCCAGUUGGCAGCGAAUCAAAGCUCAACGCUCCAGAGGGAAGGGAAGUUGACAGUAGCCAUGCUUCAGGUGCGCUGGACACUCCUGCAAAAGAAUAUAAUCCACCUGCAUCAGGAAUAAGAGGUCUUUACAAUAGCAUUUCACAUACUUUGGAAGUAAUCCGUCAGCCUAUGCGAAAGUCGACCCAUCCUCUGCAUAACAGCUCUGUACCAGAUACAAACAGUCUUGCCUUCAGAGCUUUGGACCUAGCGGAACUCCGUACUCGGGAAUGGGAAGCCCUUACAGCUAAUCUUAGUCCUAGUGCGUUGCAAUCGAAGGCUCCGACGCCUCAGUACACAUCUAAAGACCUCCCAGCAGAGCCUGCCACAACACAAAAUGAUGCCAACCAUCCAUGUCCUGGGAGUAUUGUGCAACAUAAGGAUAAGUUGAACGAAGGGAUAUCAGACGGAAGGGGUCAUUAUCCUAGUGAUGGUUCCACCGUCCUGGGCCGAUCCUAUCGGCUAACAUUCACGAUCCAAGUGGAAGGGAAGGUGGUGUGCGUCGGCAAAUCGUCCGCAAGACAAGCAGGUUGUGGUCCUAAAUCCGAUGAGGGUGAAUCUCUGACUCUCUCAGUCUCCUCCAUCGUGCAGCACGAUGCUCGACCCGAUGAAGGAUCGACACGACCGAGCCUGGUCCCGGAAGAGGUUGAUUGA